Molecule: messenger RNA, 1538 nt
Organism: Actinia tenebrosa (Australian red waratah sea anemone)
Lineage: Eukaryota; Metazoa; Cnidaria; Anthozoa; Actiniaria; Actiniidae
Biological process (GO): maturation of LSU-rRNA; maturation of 5.8S rRNA
Cellular component (GO): Las1 complex; preribosome, large subunit precursor
Molecular function (GO): endonuclease activity
Source: RefSeq, a predicted model, not a curated record
AUGGCGAACACUCCACGUGUAGUUUGCUGGGCAAAUAGAGAUGAAUGGACGGAGAUUUACCAGUGUCUAUACAGUUUUGACAAUGUAUAUCUUCAAAGAAAAGGCGUAAAUCGAAUAAUGGCCUGGAAAAGUCGUAGCGGAGGGAAGCUGCCUCUAUCUAUCGAAUGUACACUCGAUCUCAUCUUAGCUCAUUUGGCAGACUCACAGGCGUUCACACCAGAAGUACAACUUAUUCUUUCAAUGGCGCUUGUAAGGUUUGUUAACGGCAUGGUAGACUUGAACCAGAAGGGUCUUUAUGCUCGUUCUGUUCAAGCUAUUGCAGAAGAAAUAGGGCUUCCUGAUUGGCUGGUUGAUUUGAGGCAUGAAGCAACCCACGCAAACCUUCCUUCCCAGCAUACAUUACGUGCUGGGGUACAGGUGGCGUUGUCAUGGUUACGAGCAGAGUACUGGGAGGCACAGAUCAAGAUGCACAAGGAUUCUGAGGUCAAGCUUUGUGAGAUGAUUGACAGUUACCAAGCACUUUUUGCAAAGAAAAAGAAGAAGAAAAAGAAUAUUGAAAAACAAGAGCAAAAAGYUAAGGUUGUGGCUCAGGAGAUAACUGACUUUGUUUUGACCAAUAAUCUCUGGUCACACCUUCAAGUGUCACUUCUAAAGAAUGGGUUAAGAAAUGAAGUCCAAAAUGAAGAAACAGAAACACCUUCAUCCCAACUCUCAAAUGAAGAAAUAAAAUUCUGGAAACCACUCUUUGAAGCUCUUGAUAAAGAAUCUCCUGAAUUUAUACCACUGUUCUUGGUAUCUAUCUUAGAUCCACAGUCUGUAAAUAUGGAAAAGGAGAUCCAAGGCAGAAAUUGUUUUAAGUCCUGGGUGUUAUGGAUUUUGAAUUCAUGCUCUACCUUUACAACUAAAUUUCCAUGGCUAACUCUGCUUGAAAUAUGUCUUAAGAAACCAAAUCCUUUCACAAGAGAGUGUGUUACUUUGAUCUUAAAAGAAAUGCCUUCUAUACCAGACACCUUAAAACAAAACACAAUUUCAUUGAUAAACAUAAACUUAGUUGAAGAUUCUUUUGAGAAAAGUCCUGAUGCAUCCUAUGAAUGUAAAUCACUUGAACAGAUAUUGGAUGGUAAGGGAUUAGAAACCAUAAAACAGCCAGUUCAGGGAAAUGAUCCUCGUUCAUCUUCUGGUUGGUCUGUGAGUGGAGAAGAGACCAAAUGGAAUUUAAUUCCAUUUGGAGAAGUUCUAGGCUGUGAAUACCAGAGUUUAAAUCAUCUGGAAUUGUCAGAGUUUUUCAACAGUCAAAGUCAAAUUAAUAGUGACAAUUCAGCCAUCUGUAAAGAAGUUGUUGGAGAAGAUACAACAGAGGAAGACACUGAAAUGAUCAAUGGUUAUGAUGCAAAUGAAGUAGAUGAUAAAAUAUCAUCAGAGAAUGAUUUCAAUUGUAAUGAUGAUUCUGACAUAGAUGAGGAAGUUGCUAGGGUGUCAGAAUCUUAUGAUAAAGAAGAAGCUGAGCAAGAAAUUGUCUUAUUUUAGGAUUUGUAUUU